Molecule: messenger RNA, 4944 nt
Organism: Aspergillus tanneri
Lineage: Eukaryota; Fungi; Ascomycota; Eurotiomycetes; Eurotiales; Aspergillaceae
Gene: LIG4
Product: DNA ligase (ATP) DNL4
Exons: 13
Coding region: 1-4944 (1647 amino acids)
Biological process (GO): DNA biosynthetic process; nucleotide-excision repair, DNA gap filling; double-strand break repair via nonhomologous end joining
Cellular component (GO): DNA ligase IV complex
Molecular function (GO): ATP binding; zinc ion binding; DNA ligase (ATP) activity
Source: RefSeq, a predicted model, not a curated record
AUGUUGCCGGAGAAGAGCGAUUCUGGUUCAGCCAAGGAAGAUGUGCCACCUGCAAACACUUCCGCUCGCACAUUUUCAUUGACUGUCGAUGCCGACGUGUGUCGCAGCCAAAAUGAAGCGAGAUCGCCAUAUCAGCCUCUCCAGCAUCAGGUUGGCCAAUUUCAAAUUCAGCUACCUGGUACAAAGGGUUCCGGCUCGUCUUCAAAUGACACAAGCGACCACAACCCGCAUAAUCCCUUCUGGAGCCGAUCAGAGGAGCUUCAUAAUGGUCAAAGGUCUUCUGAAUCUGUAAAUCUCCUAGCAAGCGGGCCGCCCGAUGUUAGUGGGAUAUCUUUACAUGCAUAUGCAGGACCGGAUUCUAAGCACUUGUAUCCGCAUGCCGAAGACCAGGGUACACUCCCUCGCGACCGUAGGCUGAGGCCAAAUGAUCAUGCAAAAGUUUUCCAACCAGAAGUGAUGACUCUCACUACUAAUGAGGAUCUUUCGCCGGGAAUUAGCUCGCAGGUGCAAACAGAUAUUGCCUCGCCCUUUUUGAACCAAACAAUGGGCUCCACCAUAAACUGGCUUUCGAAUGAUAUGCUACUUUCUACUGCCGGUGAAAGGUCUGUUGCACCCGAACUGUCAUCAGACCCUCUUCAAUGGGGUGCCUUCAACAGCUCUUGGGGACGAGCAGCAUGGCUUCCUCCGGUUAUCCCCAUGGGACAUGGCCCGAAUUUACCAGAUAUUGCCUCCCAAGUGCCAUCUGGGAAUCCUUCCCUCGGCUCAGAUAUGGAAGACCAUGAGAAACACGGCGAUAGUGCUCGACUUCCUAAGCGUCGGCGUAUGCGGAGUUCCUGGCAUGUACAGCCUACGGAGCUCUCCAGCAUUGUUUCUUACGCACAACAGCCUGAUCAACCUGGGUUUUCGUUCCCCGCGGUUGAAGGGACAGGUUGUCACUCUGCUGAUCUUCCUGGACGUGAAGAGUGCACCUCGGCAUUUCAUGAGUUUCUCCGACGAGCCAUAGCUGUUGAGAAGGAGAAAUUCCGCGCAGAGCAUACGCCUCUUUGGCUGCUUCAAGCACUGGCGCUUAACCACAUCGGAUUGCUUCACGGAAAUAAUGAACGCGCCAGGUCAUACGCUCUUGGAAGCUUUGGCGAACUAGUCAACCUCGUAAUUAAUGAGGGAUUGUUAGUUCGCUCGACCCAGGCGACCCUCUUCUCGAGUGAGAACUCGCAGGAACAACAAUGGGCUUUGUGGAUCGAAGAUGAGCUUAGGAGACGAACAGGCUAUCUAAUCUGGCUUUUGGACUGUACACGUACAUAUCAGUUUGACAGCCACCCAAUACUCUCUAUUGAUGAUGGCCUUGCUCCACUGCCAUCCCACGAAACCAUCUGGGAGGCAAAGUCCGCCGGUGCCUGGAAACAGCUUCAUGAUAAGACUCUAGGUCAAGAGAACCUUUCCCUGUACAAUGCGCUUCUCGUUAUCUAUAUCGAAAAAAGGCUCGCCCCUGGUAUGGGAGAAUUCAGUCAUGUUCUCCUAAUACAUGCUCUUUAUCAUCGGAUGUGGGAGGUGGAGGACUAUUUUCGCCGCCCUUUGUCAUUUUGGAACCCAACUGCGAGGAAACAAUCUCAAGAAUCGGCAAUCCCUUCGGGCUCUGUGUGGCUUCCGGGUAUCCCUUCAUAUUCAAAAUGGCGGAAUAGCGCCUGCGACUGCUUGGACAUUCUCCACUGGACAGCAAACAGCGCGAUUUCUAAAGCUGUUGGCUUUGAACAUCCUACUGUGCUGCAUCUCCACGAAGCCCGAAUCGUGCUACUGACGCCCUUCCACAAAAUCCGGUCAUUAGCUACUUCUCUAGCAACAGAGAAAAUUCAUUGGAAUGAGAGACAGCAAACCCUAGAAUGGCAUUACAUAUUGCAGUGGAUCAAACACGACCAAUACAAGGCCCGUCUAGCAAUCAUACAUGCGGUUCCUUCAGCCACGCAAACAAUCCAGGAACCAGCUAACUACUUUUACCUGCAAUGUAGGUUUCCAAAUAGACCGCGCAAUCAUUCUCCUACGUUGCCAUUCUACGAGCUCUUUCGGGCAAUUUUCAACCCUCUAAGUGAGAUCAAGAAGAAGCCUACAGGACCUUCAGCUUCACGUCCAAAAGUCGGACCAUAUGGCCAGUCUACUGCACAUCUUAAUCCCGUGGAACAAAGACGGGAUAUAAUCGAGCGCUUUAUAUCUCGAUGGAGGAAGGAAGUUGGCGACGAUAUAUAUCCCGCAUUUCGGCUGAUUCUUCCCGACAAGGAUCGUGAUCGGGCGAUGUAUGGGAUUAAGGAGAAGGUGAUCGGGAAGAUGCUUGUUAAGAUUAUGAAAAUCGACAAGAACUCCGAGGAUGGCUUCAACCUUUUAAAUUGGAAAUUACCUGGCCAAGCGGCUGCGUCUAGAAUGGCGGGCGAUUUCGCAGGCCGAUGCUUCGAUAUCAUCUCCAAACGACCAAUGCGGACGGAGGUAGGGAAUAUGACGAUCGAGGAGGUGAAUGAGAGACUUGAUAAGCUAUCUGUGGCAUCCAAGGAAGAAGACCAACUACCAAUUCUUACAGAGUUCUACCGGCGGAUGAAUCCCGAAGAGCUCAUGUGGCUGGUCCGGAUCAUUCUCCGGCAAAUGAAAGUAGGCGCAUCAGAGCGGACUUUCUUCCAUGUAUGGCAUCCGGAUGCGGAGAAUCUGUUCAGCAUCUCCAGUAGCCUUCGGCGCGUAUGCUGGGAAUUGUAUGAUCCUAACAUUCGGUUGGAGGAUGGAGAGAGAGGGAUUGCGUUAAUGCAAUGCUACCAGCCACAAUUGGCUCAGUUCCAGAUGCAUUCCCUGGAUCGGAUGAUAAGUCGGAUGAAGGCGACCGAGGAAGACCCUGUCUUUUGGAUUGAGGAAAAGCUCGACGGCGAACGUAUGCAGCUUCAUAUGGAGUCCGAUGAUACGGUUCCGGGAGGGAGAAGGUUUCGUUUCUGGUCAAGAAAAGCUAAGGAGUACACCUAUCUCUAUGGAAAUGGUAUAUAUGACGAAAACGGUGCUUUGACGAGGCACCUGAAAGAUGCAUUUGCAAAUGGGGCCGAUAGCCUGAUAUUGGAUGGCGAGAUGAUCACUUGGGACCCCGAGCAAGAUGCCCCUGCGCCGUUCGGCACGCUCAAGACCGCUGCUUUGGCCGAACAAAAGAACCCAUUUGCAAAUGGCUCCCGGCCACUCUUCCGUAUCUUUGAUAUUCUGUAUCUCAAUGGACGAGACCUCACACGGUACACACUUCGUGAUCGUCGUAAUGCGUUGCAGAAGAGCGUCAUACCUGUCCAUCGCAGGUUUGAGAUCCACCCCUACGAGGAGGCUACUAACAAAGCUGAAGUUGAAGCAGCGCUCAGGAGAGUGGUUGCAGAGGCUUCGGAGGGUUUGGUGCUCAAGAACCCUCGAUCCCCCUAUCGCCUGAAUGAAAGACAUGACGAUUGGAUGAAGGUAAAACCUGAGUAUAUGACUGAGUUUGGCGAGUCAUUGGAUCUGAUCGUAAUCGGUGGCUAUUAUGGAAGUGGCCAUCGGGGUGGUGCUCUCGCAAGUUUCCUGUGUGGAUUAAGAGCCGAUGACCCCAAUUCGCAAAAUGCGAUGAAAUGCUACUCUUUCUGUAAGGUAGGGGGAGGCUUCAAUGCCGCCGAUUUCGCCAACAUUCGGCACCAUACGGACGGCAAAUGGAAGGAAUGGAACCCUAAAAAGCCUCCUACGGCUUACAUCGAGUUAGCUGGUGGUGAUGCUCAACAUGAGCGUCCUGAUAUGUGGAUUAAGCCAGAUGACUCCGUUGUUCUUUGUGUCAAAGCAGCUUCGGUAUCUAUCAGUGAUCAGUUUCGAAUCGGACUGACAUUACGUUUCCCUCGGUUCAAAAAGCUACGGAUGGACAAGGACUGGAAGAGUGCUCUCUCUGUGCAAGAAUUUCUGGACCUCAAAUCCAAUGUGGAGCAGGAACACCAGGAGAAAGUGUUCAAUGUUGAUGAUUCACGGAGGAAGCGAGUGAAGAGGACAACUAAAAAGACCUAUACUAUUGCAGGGUACGACGAUGGGGAGGCAGAGGUCGAAUAUGCUGUGCCUUCUGGGCAAAUCUUCGACGGACUCAAUUUCUACAUUUUGACGGAUUCAACUGGCACUACCAAGAAAUCCAAGCCGGAAUUGGAGCAGAUAGUCAAGGCUAAUGGGGGCAAGAUCUAUCAGACAAACACUGCUGCUCCAGAUACAAUCUGUGUCGCAGAUCGAAGGACGGUAAAGGCAGCCGCUUUACAGAAAAAAGGAGACGUCAACAUCGUACGGCCUUCGUGGAUAUUAGAUUGUAUCCAUCAAAAUGAAGUUGACGCAGGGCUUUCAGAGCUUCGUCUUCCCCCAGAACCAAGACAUAUGUUUUAUGCGACACCUGAAAAGCAAGAAGAGGUCUCCGCCAACGUUGAUCAAUUCAAUGACAGUUAUGCUCGUAACACUACUCGGGAGGAGCUUAACGAGAUCCUGGAGAAAAUGAAUGAGAUCGACCAGUUCCAUCUCUCACAGGACUCCGAAGAAAUGCAAGAGCUCUACGAGAAAAUCCGGGGAAAGGCCGACUCCGGAUGGGAGAUGCCUUGCGGGUGGCUAUUCAAGGGCCUGACUUUCUACUUUCAGCCAAACAAGGCCGGCGAUGAUACAGAGGGAUCCUCCUCCACCAGCCAGCCAUGUCGCUUUCAGCUGGCAAGAAACACAGCCAGGUUUGCAGCGGCAAGUGUUGUCGAUUCCUCGACGAAUCGAGCCAUCACUCACAUUCUUGUGGACCCCGAUUGUCCAUCCUCAGAAAUCACAUCGCUACGCCAAUCAUUGUCGGAAAGUCAUCAGAAAAAGCUCCCGCAUAUUGUCACCAUCGAAUGGAUCGAAGAAAGCUGGAAGGACCAUACGCUCCUGGACGAAGAGAGAUUCCCACCCUCUGGCACUCCUUCGUAG